UACUCCUGUUCCGGCGGUCAUCUCGGCUUGUUGCUGUUGCUGUUGCUUGAAUGUCGUUACUUUACUUGACAUUUGUGACUGAUUGAGAAGCUUCCUUUGCUUGCUUCCAGCAAUGUCGAGCUGUUCGACUACUACCUUAACUUUACCUCAUUGGGACGGGGGCUCUCGAAAAAUUCGCUUUAUUCAGCUGGUGAAUCUGACAUCGUUCAGACUGACAGAGUGCUCCAACAAGAGUCCAGUGGUCCCUCUCUUUUUAGGCGCAGAUCUCUUUUCCAACACAGACAUUCGCACAGAGAACCAUCCCAGAUACCAUGCCAAGUUUGCCAAGAAAGGCUUCGCAACAAAAAUACAUUUUUCCUCAGCGUUCAGGUUCCACGGUUUGAAGGUAGCUACUGCAAACAACAGCCUCUGGUUCUACAGCGUUCAAGGACUUUUCCGAGUAGCGUUUGAGAUGUACAGUAAGCAGGAGCAGCUUGCUGUGCUCGAGAACUUCCAGGAUGUUUGGAAAUCACAGAUAAACGUCAGCCCUCUGAAAACGAGCUACAGCCUCAGUGUGCAGCUCGACAAUGCUCUGUCCAGCGUCCUGCAGGUUACAGAAUCCAGGAGUGAAACGCCACAACCUCAGCAUUGCCAGGUUGGCAGGGAAUCGAUGGAUGUAUAUAGCAAUGAAACAGUCGAUGCAUCAGCAGAUCAUGACUACUGUUCCUCUCCCAAGCAGAGAUUGCAAACAGAGCACGGCCAACUUGUUUCGACAGUGAGACAGAAACUACAGAGCUUGGAUCACAAACUCUCCUCCGAGACUCACAGCUACACAGAGCAGCUGGAGACUAUCUUGCUGCUUUUGGAGAACAUUGAGCGGUACAUGAAUGGGAGUCUAGAAGAAAAGGAUGUAACAGAGACUGUCACAGCCCUACUGAAGGCCAAAGACUGGGGCUGUGUGUAUUCAAGUUCCCUGCUUUGCGGUAUAGGACGUUGGCUAGGCCAGCAGUUUCACGCAGCAAACGGCAGCAUCAGCCAGAGAGUGGAGGGCUUUAAAGUUCAGCACAUUGAGCGGAUAAGUGACUUGCCACCUGCUGAAGAACUAGUGACAGAACUUUUCCCAGAAGCCAUGCAGACUCUGCUGCUACACUGGAUGGGCUUAAGUGAGGAGUCCGACCUGGGGAAGAGACACAGCGAGUUCCCCAUCCUGCUCCUCAUCCUCGAGUUUGCCAACCACAACCUCAUCACUGGUGUUGCUCAUGUGCUGUACUCCAGUCUUAUAUGUAAAUAGGAGAUUUCCAUUUCGGCAUUAAGACCAGCAAUUUAACUGAACCUGUUUUUAGCAGUAUUAUAAUAAACAUGUAUAACAUUGUCCUGUAUUUGCUUUGUACUGUCUAGUUUUUUCCACACAGGCCUUCUGUCAGGUUUGGUAACAACUUGGGCUGCAGGACAACUCAUGAUUGUGUUUACCGUUAGUGGAUAAUGUUAAAAUUUUAGAGAUAGUUACUGUUAAACACAAGUCAUGUAUCUAUUAAAUAACUUAAUACAUUUGAUCACUUUUCGAACAAAUGUUUGGGCAUUAAAGAUUGAGAGUCAUUAAACCAGGAGGUGUAAUCUUCCCUAAAGUACUCAUGGGUGAUGAGCAUUAUUUUGUUAGAUUUCAUCAACAUAACUCUGAUAAAUCCCCUCUUUUACUCCCCAACACUGAAUGUAGUAAUCCACUGAUAACACAAUACAAUUAAGUGAGGUGAUGAAAAAAUAAAACAACAUUCAACACAAAACCAAUUUAUUUCAGGAGCAUAUGAAAUAUGUGAUUUCUGCUGCAAAGCCCAUCUUUCGCCAUGGCAAUACUGAGUACAAUAUGUAAUAAAAUCCACUGCUGUGUUUUUCCCGAUCAGGAAAAAAUAAAUCCGAGAGAUUUUGAUAAUGCUGCACUGACUUCAGGUGCCUUUUUUGCUAAAUGGGUGUAAACUGUGUUUACUUGAGCCACAUUAUAUUCUGUUUAUGUUCAAACAAUCACAAAUAUGAGUUAAAAAAAAAAAAACUACCACGUAAUUCAAACAAAUAAUAUAUCUCAAC
Messenger RNA from Eleginops maclovinus (Patagonian blennie), 2058 nucleotides. RefSeq lists its product as uncharacterized. The coding region runs from base 113 to 1270 and encodes 385 amino acids. The record is from RefSeq and is a predicted model, not a curated record. Lineage: Eukaryota; Metazoa; Chordata; Actinopteri; Perciformes; Eleginopidae. The transcript is spliced from 4 exons.